AUGGGGGUGCCUCCCAUUUCAGGUAGACUCUCUGCCAACAGGUUCCUGGCCAUCUGGUGGCCACUCAAGUGCCAGAUCACGAAGCGUAGAGCACGGUUCAUGAUCGUGCUCAUAUGGGUGUUUGCGCUCACCACAACCAUUCCCUGGGCCGUUUUCUUCGACCUGGUGUCCAUCUUCAGGGACGCUCCAGAGAUACAACUUUGCCUCGAAGUGUGGCCCGACUCCAUGGAUGGUGAUCUCUACUUCCUCAUCGGCAACCUCGUGUUCUGCUACAUCCUGCCUAUGAUACUCAUCUCCCUCUGCUAUGUCCUCAUAUGGAUCAAGGUGUGGCGGCGCGACAUCCCUACUGACACGAAAGACGCACAGAUGGAGCGGAUGCAGCAGAAGUCAAAGGUGAAGGUGGUGAAGAUGCUUGUAGCCGUGGUGAUUCUGUUCGUCUUGUCCUGGCUGCCACUUUAUGCCAUCUUCGCGCGCAUCAAGCUGGGAGGACGCACCUCGCGCUGGGAAGAAGACAUGUUGCAGGUGGUGACGCCCAUCGCCCAGUGGCUGGGCUCCUCCAACUCGUGCAUCAACCCCAUCCUGUACGCCUUCUUCAACAAGAAGUACCGCCGCGGCUUCGUCGCCAUCCUCAAGUCCCGGCGCUGCUGCGGCCGCCUGCGCUACUACGAGUCCGUCAUGAUGUCCUCGUCGGCCAGCCUGCGCAAGUCGUCGUACUACGUCAACAACAACAACUCGACCCGCCGGCCGCCGCCCGGCCAGGACACGUCCGUAUCCUACAUCUUCAACAACACCGGCGUGUAGCGGUAGUCCCGGCGGGGUCCCGGCGGGGUCUAGCUUGGCCGAGGUAGUUGUCGGUCGGUCGGGAGAGCCACACGGCCUCCAUUGUUCCCACUUGGUGGUUUCAGGCCGCCACGUGGCGUUCCGAGUCGGGCCGCUGGCCGCAGAACGCAUGUCCAUUCUGACCACAUUGUCUACACGCCCGUGACUGGCGCACACUUGGGAUGGCCUUCGCGUACGAAAGAACAUGGUUUCUUUUCACAGGCAUUCAUAGUUUCGUGCACCAUUACACUUUAAAACAGGGUAAGCCGCUAAUAUAUUCUUCUUAAAAAAACAAAACAAUUACUUAUAGCAAGCUACGUUUGCAAACUGUACUGUCACUUUUCUAUAAGCAAUAAUUUAAAUCAUUCGACAGUGUGAAACAUUUUUUUUUUUUAAUUUGAGUUGUAUUAAUGUUUCGACAUUGAUUUAAUAAUUAUUUAUCUUUCAACGUAUUAUAUUAACCAUGUCGUAAUUAAUAUUUUCUAUUAUUAAAAUUUAUUUUCUAAUGUAUGUUUGUUCUUAAAGUGUACCUUUUUUUAUUUUAUUAUAAAGUUUAGUGCUUAUUGUGAAUUAUGUACAUAUGUUAUCUUGAAUCCUAGUCACUUCUAUCAAAAUGAACACUGGGUCCUUAAAUCUGCGUAGGUACUUGUGGAAGUAUUGUGGAGUACUAUACCAAUCUCCAGCUAAUAGCUGCAACACCAUUACAGUGGUUGGAAGCCACCGUGUGGUUUAUGUUUUAGAAGGUUCCUUAGCAAAUAUAAUUGAAACAAAAAGUUAUCUGGUUUAUUAGUGGUUUGGAGAAGAACUAAU
Bacillus rossius redtenbacheri is the source of this 1629-nucleotide messenger RNA. RefSeq names its product neuropeptide SIFamide receptor-like. The coding region runs from base 1 to 801 and encodes 266 amino acids. The transcript is spliced from 4 exons. Gene Ontology annotation, cellular component: plasma membrane. Gene Ontology annotation, biological process: cellular response to hormone stimulus; G protein-coupled receptor signaling pathway. Gene Ontology annotation, molecular function: G protein-coupled receptor activity; peptide binding. Lineage: Eukaryota; Metazoa; Arthropoda; Insecta; Phasmatodea; Bacillidae. The record is from RefSeq and is a predicted model, not a curated record.